AUGGCAAGGUCACCAACGGAGUUCGGCUUCGAGCCCGGUGAAGUUAAUACGGUAUCAGCACGCGUUGGAGUGCACAUGUGUAAAUUUAUAUUUCAUGCACUAUACGAAGACCCGAAUGAAACAAAAUGGAGAAUCGGCGGGGACCUGGCGGAGGAGGAUCCCAAGUCGUAUGUUUUGUAUACCUGGUUCUGGUGGUUUACCAAAGACAGUCCUCAAUAUGAAGAUGGAAUUACCGUUCGGACUUGA
This is a messenger RNA of Bursaphelenchus xylophilus (pine wood nematode), 246 nucleotides long. NCBI's taxonomy places the organism in Eukaryota, Metazoa, Nematoda, Chromadorea, Rhabditida, Aphelenchoididae. The record is from the annotation of a GenBank genome assembly.